Messenger RNA from Chiroxiphia lanceolata (lance-tailed manakin), 2571 nucleotides. RefSeq names its product ankyrin repeat and SOCS box containing 13 (gene ASB13). NCBI's taxonomy places the organism in Eukaryota, Metazoa, Chordata, Aves, Passeriformes, Pipridae. Gene Ontology annotation, molecular function: protein binding. The record is from RefSeq and is a predicted model, not a curated record. Gene Ontology annotation, biological process: protein ubiquitination; positive regulation of protein catabolic process; intracellular signal transduction.
AGCGGGCGGAGCCCCGCGGGCCGUCAGGGGCCGUGAGGGCGGAGCGGGACGAGGCCGAGCCGGCGGCUCCCGGCGGGCCCGGCCAUGGAGAGCCCCGUCAGCAGCGGCUCCCUGAGGGGAGAGAUCAGCUUCUGGGCCGACCGGACCCCGGUGCACGAGGCCGCUCGGCGCGGGGAGAUCCUGCAGCUGCAGCAUCUCAUCGAGAGCGGGGCCUGCGUCAACGCCGUCACCUACGACACGACUCCAUCACCCCUGCACGAGGCCAGCCUGAGGGGGCAGACCCAGUGUGUCAAACUGCUGCUGGAUGCAGGGGCACAGGUGGACGCCAGGAACAUCGACGGCAGCACCCCCCUGUGCGACGCCUGUGCCUCGGGGAGCAUCGAGUGCGUCAAGGUGCUGCUGUCCCACGGUGCCAAGGUGAACCCCCCCCUCUACACGGCCUCCCCUCUCCAUGAAGCCUGCAUGAAUGGUAAAUCCGAGUGUGUCCAGCUCCUCAUCGAGGUCGGCGCCAACCUGGAGGCUCACGACUGUCACUUUGGGACUCCUCUGCACCUGGCCUGUGCCAGGGAACACCUGGACUGUGCCAAGCUGCUGCUCAAGGCAGGGGCCAACGUGAACGCGGCCAAGCUGCACGAGACGGCCCUUCACCACGCGGCCAAGGUGAAGAACGUGGACCUGGUGGAGAUGCUGGUGGAGUUCGGGGGGAACAUCUACGCCAGGGACAACCGGGGCAAGAAACCCUCGGAUUACACCUGGAGCAGCAGCCCCACGGCGAAGUGCUUCGAGUACUACGAGAAGACCCCCCUGAGCCUGUCCCAGCUGUGCAGGGUGACGGUCCGGAAAGCCGCCGGGCAGAGGGCCCUGGAGAAGAUCUCCAAGCUCAACAUUCCCCCUCGUCUCAUCCAGUACCUCUCCUACAACUGACAGGAAAAACGGGCCGGGAAGGAGAAACCUCCCCCCCCCCCCCCCAGGAAUUCCCGCACCACCAAGGAUCUUCUCUUCCUCUUCUACCUCCCCCUCAAGAAACUCAAGUUUUAAUUUAAAGCAAAACUGGUGUAAAUAGUAUUUCUGAGGCCGCGCUUCCUUCUGCUCCGUGGGCAAAUCCCGGGAAAGCUCCUGGGGGGGGGGUUGGGGAAUUUUUAGGCUGGUGGAGCGGGAUUGAUGUUCCUUCCUUUUUCCCCGUGCUCCCUUUGGAGCCAGCGGGGGAAGAAAUGGAUACUCCUGGAACGGGAUUCACCCGUCCCCUUUUUAGAUUCCCGUGGCUGGGAUGAUGGGGAAUGAUCCGGGACACCUGGAAUGGCUCCAGGACACCGGGAAUGGCUCCAGGACACCUGUCCUUGUUGGCUGCACAGGGAUUGGGGAGGGAAUGACCUUGGAUUUGGGUGGUUCUCCAGAGGAUCCACAUGGAAGGGACAAAGCUCAGGACCCGCCGGAGGCAAAUUAAGCCCCCAAAUUAAGCUCGAGGCUAAUUAGAGGCUCUUCCCGGCUUUUCCAGGAGGAUCCACAGGCUUUGGCUCCGCACCAGGAUUAAGGAAAAGCCGCUGCCGGGUUCGGCUUCGGCUCCUUCCUCCAGUCCCCCCCAUUCCCAGGCUCAAUUCCAAGCCCAGGGAUUCUUCCCUGCUCCCAAAAUAUUCUCUCUGCUCCGUGUGCGAUGAGUGGGACGCAUCCCAGGGGUGUAUCCCUGGGGGAUCUGCCUGGAAUUCUGGGGGAUUUUCAGGUGGUGGAUUUUUUUUCCCCUCUCCGGAGUUUGGCAGCCCCGGAUUCCUGGGCUGGAAUUCCUGGAGCUUUGUCCUUAGGGAGCCAAAACGAUCCAAACUUCCAGAGGAGCCGUUCCCUGUUGUCCUGGGUCGGAAUUCCAUGGGAUCCUGGGAUGGGAUGGAGCUCCCUGAGGAGCCCCCCUGGCCCAUCUUAGCGCUGUGAUGGGAACAAAUCCCUCCAAAACGGGAUGAACCCCCCCUUGUCCGAGGUGGAAUCCGGGGUUCCCGACACCAUUCCCGCCGGGAUCUCAUCCCAGAGGUCACUUCCAAGGGGUCUCCUCCUUGGGAAGGAGGAUCCAGGCUGGGAGAGCUGGGAUGAAGCACUUUAUGAUGAGCAGAAAACCACUUUAUUUUUAAUUUUUAAUUAAAUUCCCCUCCCCCUCCGCAUCCCUUUUUUUUUUUUUUUUGUGCCGGAUCGGGAAAAAUUCCCAAGAAAAAAUUCCCAACAUCCCGCUCUUCCAAUCCCGGGUUUUUUAGUGUUUCAAAUCCCAGAAAUGUGAAGCUCAGGGAAAGCCCUCGAGGUUGUUCGGUGUGGGAUUCGUGGAUGGGAAUUUUAGGGAAUGGUUUGGCUCGGAAGGGGCUUCCCGAGGCCGUUUAUUCCAACCUUUUUUUUGUUGGAUCUUUCCAGGAAAAGCUUCUCCCGCCCAACUGACGGAUAAACAUGGAUUGGGGUGAAAAACUCCCCUUUUUGGGUCAAAAAUCUGAUUAUUAAGUUGCUUUUUUAACACUGAUGAAGCAAUAAAUCCCAAAUUUCCGGCGUGGAAGCCAAAAAAAUUCCUUGGAUAACCAAGAAUAAAAUUCCAGGAUCCUCUUC